GGAUAAUGAAAUGGUAGAGUUGGCACACUCUCUAAAGAAAGAAGAAGAGACUAUCUAUUUUUAUCUAAUGCUUUUCAUGCUUACUGUGGGCCCCAGUCCCCAUGUUCUUAAAAGGAUUCUUCAUUCAUUCAUUAUUCUCUCACGCCGCAACACCAUAUAAUAAAACAUGUCCAACUCUCACGGAGCCACUAACGCCGUCACCACCACCAACCACUCCAACAACAACACAGUUGUCGACCACCACCAGCAACCAACCACCACCGCCCUCGCCGUCAAGAAACCGCCGUCCAAGGACCGCCACAGCAAGGUCGACGGCCGCGGCCGCCGCAUUCGCAUGCCGAUCAUCUGCGCCGCGCGCGUCUUCCAGCUCACGCGCGAGCUCGGUCAUAAGUCCGACGGCCAGACCAUCGAGUGGCUCCUCCGUCAGGCCGAGCCCUCCAUCAUCGCCGCCACCGGCACCGGCACCACUCCGGCGAGCUUCUCCACCGUCUCCGACCACAAGCCCCUCCUCCCUCCCCCCACCCCCUUCAUCCUCGGCAAACGCAUUCGCCCCGACGACGACAACUCCGCCAAAGACGACACCGUCUCGCUCGUCGUUCCCCCCACGCCGCCCUCCCUGUGGGCCCUCCCUCCCCGCCCCGACUUCGGCCAGGUCUGGAGCUUCGCCGCCCCCGAACUCGUGUCGGUGUCGCCGCAGAAUUCCUUGUUUCACCACCACCACCACCACCACCACCAGCAGGCCGCCAUGGGAGAGGCCUCGGCCGCCAGGCUCGGGAAUUACCUCCCCGGCCACCUCAAUUUGCUUGCCUCGUUGUCCGGCGGCGGCCACGGGAAUUCCGGCCGGCGGGACGACGAGCCUCGCUGAAUGAAUGUCAAUUGUGAAAUUAUGAUGGAUUUGAUUGUGUUCUUCUUCGUGAUUCGUAUAUAAAUAUGUGUUAUUGUGUUUGUCGGUGGGUGGGUGACUUUGUAUUUUGUCUCUGUGACUUUGUUUUUGUGUGUGGACAAGGAGAAGGACUACUGAAGAAUGAAGAUUCUUAGUGAAAUUUUUAGGGUUAGUUUUUUUGUUUCUUUUUAAUUUUUGCUAGUUUUUUGAGUGGAUAAGUCCAUGAAUUAAGGAAUUCAAUUGGAUUAUUAGGGUUUUCCUGGUUUGGAAAACUGAUUAGGUUACUUGUUAGGAGAGAUAAUGAAUUUGUUUAGAACAUUGCUGAAGGAGAGAGUAUGAUGGUGAGAUGAAUAACUAGGGAUUGAGGCUUGGAAAUGGGUUUCAGGACCUCGAUCGAUCGGUAUGCAGAUGCAAAUGUAAUGAAAUAAAAAAUUAAUUUAAUGAUGUUAUUGUGGAAAAUGUCUCACAGAGAGUGCUUGCUUGCUCCAAGGUGAGUCAAUGAAUUGAAGGUUAAGCUUCUUGUUGCUUCUGUUUCACUUUCA
Molecule: messenger RNA, 1425 nt
Organism: Glycine soja
Lineage: Eukaryota; Viridiplantae; Streptophyta; Magnoliopsida; Fabales; Fabaceae
Product: transcription factor TCP7-like
Exons: 1
Coding region: 167-865 (232 amino acids)
Biological process (GO): regulation of circadian rhythm
Cellular component (GO): nucleus
Molecular function (GO): sequence-specific DNA binding; DNA-binding transcription factor activity
Source: RefSeq, a predicted model, not a curated record